UACACGAGGAUGUGAUAGCUGAACUAGAUGUGAUAAUUGACUCCAUCAGCUUAUUGUUUCGUGGCUUGAUUAAUCAUUUCUCGGGGAUCAACUAAAACCAACAGCCAAUGGAUCCCAUGUAGUUACCUACUUAGGUACUCAAUUGCGAUACCAGCCUUGAAAAUUACGAACGAUUCUAGAAAUUCGAUAUUGAGGCCAACAUUUAUUAAACGCCGCACAAGUUCAAGCGAAGGCUGAGUAUGUGGCACAUACAAUUCCCCCUUGCCAAUUAUCCUAUUGAAAGGGAGACAUGGACAACCAUGCGAAACAAUAUGUAAGCCAGCAUGCGUAGUCAGAGUACGUACAUGCGUGGAUGUCGCAAUGUUUGUCACCAGGUUAAAGACAUCGAAGAGAGGGGUAGAGGUCUUUGCGAUCCCUCAAUUGUGACCAAGUUGUGACCGAGUCGUGACCAAGCAAGGAGAAGAAUGCCCACAUUGGAUACGAGAUAAGAUUCCAAGAUGCUAUCGUGACGACGACCCUCUGCAGGUUUGUCCGGUCCGAUGCAGAGCACGUCCAGUUUGUGCGCGCAUAUCAUAGGGUAUAGGAGAACCGUAGCCGACGGGACCGGCAUCCUGAUUACGACGCCGCCCCGUGGAGCCGCUCCCUCGGCGACAAAAUCAGCAAGAGAUCAGAAGUUGGUCUGGAGACUGGAUGGGAGCGCCUGAAAGAUGAAACAGCCGGGCAGCCACAGCCAAUGACGGCUGGGAACAAGCAGCCAAUGAGGGUUUCUCCGCAAUUAACGCCUUGCAUGUUUCUUUUAGCAUGGGCUUCGUCGGUUUCAAACUGCGGGAACCCUAGUCAGUUGGUUUCCUCUUUUUUUUCUUUCUUCUCUUCUCUUUCGCUCUGCCUCUUCCCGAAGCGGGAAAAGCCUUGUCGAAAUCCGAGCAAUCAACUUGAUGUGUUAGAGAGCCAGGGGGGAUCCCCGGUUCCUGAGAAGUGUUCAGGAGAUUCGCCCACUCACAGCCCACCUUUCCCACGAUCAGCACGAUUCUGUCAGUGGGCUUGCAGGCUUUAUCAGAUCCAUGUCGGCGGUGGGAGGGGAACAACCGGGGGGAACUGCCUUGGGACAUGGGCGUGGUAAAUUGCGAGGUCAGACCUUUAUUCAAGCGCAUUGAAAACUGAUCAAGACUAAACCAGUCUUUGUCCUGUGGGAUUGUACGCUCGAUCAGGUUCUCUAUUUUGAGAAAAUGACCAAACUUGCCAAAUCAACCUGUGACCAAGUUCAACUAAACUCUUUGAGGUUGUAGCAGAAUGUGAUCCGAGUACAUGGACAUCGUCAAAAAGAUGGCCACGUAACGGCGCAAUUUUAUGCUGCAGUGAAUCGGGAUGACUUGAUGAGUUGUGCAAUCAAUAGAAAAGUAUGUCAUAUCUGUACGUUAGCGAUGGAGGGCGGACAGGGCGAGUUGGGCGAGGAGAGGUGAAAGAUUUUGAUUCUUCUGAUGUUUGCUCCGAUGUGAUUGGCUUCAAUUGGGCAGAAUUGAGUUGGUACCUGCAUAUAGUGGUUGCUCAACGUGGCGUGGAGGGUCGGUGGACGGUGUUAAGUCGGG
Messenger RNA from Annulohypoxylon truncatum, 1586 nucleotides. RefSeq lists its product as uncharacterized. The coding region runs from base 734 to 1120 and encodes 128 amino acids. The record is from RefSeq and is a predicted model, not a curated record. The transcript has a single exon. Lineage: Eukaryota; Fungi; Ascomycota; Sordariomycetes; Xylariales; Hypoxylaceae.